This is a messenger RNA of Esox lucius (northern pike), 2005 nucleotides long. It is a transcript of the gene mmp23bb, whose product is annotated as matrix metallopeptidase 23bb. Lineage: Eukaryota; Metazoa; Chordata; Actinopteri; Esociformes; Esocidae. Bases 665 to 1852 code for a protein of 395 amino acids. The transcript has 9 exons. Gene Ontology annotation, molecular function: metalloendopeptidase activity; zinc ion binding. The record is from RefSeq and is a predicted model, not a curated record. Gene Ontology annotation, cellular component: extracellular matrix. Gene Ontology annotation, biological process: proteolysis; collagen catabolic process; extracellular matrix organization.
UAGCCAAUGCGCCAACAGAUUAAACACUUCGUUUUUCAGCAGUUUUCGGCUUAGGUUUAAAACUAGUUUAUUUGAAACAAUUCAGAAGACUUUAUGACUUAUUUGUGUAUUCAUGAAUUCGGUUUAACGCCUCAACACAAACCAAUUACAUCGUACCGAGAUGCUAAUAAUUAAGUGUAUGUGAGCAAAACAAAAUAGUUUUAAGACCUCUAUUUACAUAGAAGGUGAUUAGGUUACGACGUAGAUGCAUUUGGAGCGCAUGGGAGAGAAUGGAGGCUGAAAAACAAUUGUUGUUUUUGAUCUGGGCGGUGCUCUCCAUCUGCCCUACCAUUCGACUGACGUGCGGGAACGUGGAUGUCCGAUACCUGAUCCUUUUGGUCGCUCCAUGGAAGUACCAAAGUUUUCCAAUGAACAUACAAUUCGAUGCAUUUAAGGAUUUGCUGGAAAAUUUGGAGUUUACAAUUAUAUAUAUAUAUUGGAAAUAGCGUGGGAUAGACUACAGAGAAUUAUAGAAUUUAGUGGGGUAGAGGAUUUUGGAGAUCCAUACCCAAAUGCAAAAUUAUCUGCAGUGCUUUAAGAAUUUGGUUUCAAGUUCGUGACCACGUUCGAGUUCAAAGGAAGAAUACUCACGCUUUCUGCAAAAACACCUGAAUAUAAAGUUCCGAUGGCGAUCAGGAAGCAGAAGUUACGGAGGUCGUCGAAAUGCUUCGUGCCUAUUUUCGAAGCGCGCGGAGUUAUUUUAAUACUUAUUCUUCUAGUGCUGAUGCUGGUAUUGGAUUUGGUCGGCGGCAUACCGACUUUGAGAACAAAAACGAAACCGAAUACACUUUCUCUGGAGACCCAGAGCUCUGUGAAGGGUCAUUCUGUGACUGGAGCACUGAGCCGCUUAAAGCGCUAUGCCAUCAACCCACUGGGCAACAAGUGGGAGCACUUCAACAUCACCUACAAGAUUGUGAAGUUCCCCCACACGUUGAACAAAGACGACACCCGCAAGGCCAUCAGCAUUGCAUUCACCAAGUGGAGCGACGUGUCCCCACUCUCCUUUGCCGAAAUCACAAACCCCAACAAGAGUGCUGACAUCAUUAUAGGCUUCUACACAUGGAAUCACACAGACUGCUGGUGGUCUCCAUUGCAUCCUUGUUUUGACGGGCUGAACGGUGAAUUGGCCCAUGCCUUCCUGCCCCCGCGUGGGGAGAUUCACUUUGACAAUCAUGAGUUCUGGAUCCUAGGGAAGUCCCGCUUCAGCUGGAAACAAGGUGUGUGGUUGAAUGAUCUGGUCCAGGUGGCAGCUCAUGAGAUUGGUCACGCCUUGGGGCUGUGGCAUUCCCGUGACCCCAAGGCCCUGAUGCAUCCAAACGCUACCUACACCGGCCAGAGGAACAUUGCCCAGGACGACAUAUGGGGAAUCCAGCGCCUUUACGGAUGUACCGACAAGAAGCGUGUGUGUGAUCCAUGGGCUAGGCUCGGCUUUUGCGAUAGGAGGAAAAGCUUCAUGAAAAAACACUGUGCCCGUCGCUGUGACCUCUGCCAUGAGCCUCUGGAGACUGUUAACACGCCAACUCCACCGCCUGCCAACGUCAAGGUCAAGAUGGUUCCUCGUGGAAAGGUUGUGGGAUUCCGCUGUGGGACGAAAAGUACUAGAUCACCUCCCAAAGUUAGUUGGUAUAAGGACGGAGAGCAGCUCCUGACGUCUAUCCCAGGCUACAUCAUCAUGAAGGACCGUGACCUCCGCAUUGUCGCCAACGAGUUCAACGAGGGCACUUACACCUGCCGCAUGCAUCGUAGCGGCACUGUGGUCUCGGCAAACUCCUGGGCCAUCCGCUUGAAGCCUGAACCACCCUCCAACACCUGAGAUGAAUGGAGUGAGGCAUAAAGGAGAACUGGUAAAGGAAAUCAUGAGGUACAAUAGAUGAUAGACAGCUGAACCAGGUGUCCUUGCUGCCCGCCAGAGUAAAAUACAGAUUUGACCAGUGACAUUAAUGGUGACCUCAGCAAUGUGACAUCA